This is a messenger RNA of Trypanosoma cruzi, 498 nucleotides long. RefSeq lists its product as uncharacterized. The transcript has a single exon. The record is from RefSeq and is a predicted model, not a curated record. The coding region runs from base 1 to 498 and encodes 165 amino acids. Gene Ontology annotation, molecular function: calcium ion binding. NCBI's taxonomy places the organism in Eukaryota, Euglenozoa, Kinetoplastea, Trypanosomatida, Trypanosomatidae.
AUGGAGUCUAUAUUUUGCGUCGAACAGGUCAAUGUUCCUCCUGAGCUUGGGACUAUCAUGAAACAAUAUACAAAGGCGGUUCUCCGCGAUAGGCCUCAGGAUCUCUACAAGUACAGUGCAAAUUUUUUUGCAGCGCUUUGUGGUCAGUCUGCUCCCUUUGACAAGGAUGGACAUUUUGUGGAGGCGCACGAGCUCGAACCGAUGGAGCACCUUGUGGACAGCGAAAAGGAAAGCGGAGAAGCCGUUGCGCCCACCCCAUUGGUGGAUAAUGAAGGAAACGAUGUUAUCCGGGGUAUUUUUAAUGAUUACGAUGUCAAUGGAAAUGGACGAUUAUCUAAAGAGACUGUGCCGGCAUUACUGGCGGAUCUGCAACAAGCCUUGGGGCUGAAUAAGUUGAAGACUAUUAGAGCCGAGGAACUUUUGGGUGUGCUUCACACCGAUGAGAAUGGUACGGUCGAUCUUUUGGAACUCCGUGAGCUGUUUUUUCGCGUUGAAUGA